UUACCAAAUCAAUUCAUCAUCCAUAAAGUACUAUACUAAGCUGUCUUGGCAGUUCUUCGGACUAGAAUCAAUGGAUUCUGAGGUUGUGUAAAGAUGGAUACCGAUUUACGGCAGAUACGAGUCAGCGGCGAACAAGUAACUGAGGUCGGCCUUCCACCUAUCUCUUCAACCGCUGGUAGCAAGGAUGAAGGCAUCUACAGCUCUGGUCCCUGUCUCCACAACAAGAAGUUUGCCUGUGUCUUCAUACCUUGUGUCACCCCUCUUCUAUUCAUAGCUGGAGAACUGCUAUUUGGAGUGAGUGUUUUAUGUCUUAUUGGAGUUUACCUGGUGUCAAAUGCAGCCAAGUACAGAAAGAGUACCAUAGUGGCAUAUGUCUUAGCAGUCAUUUGUAUUCAGCUGACCACUGUCUAUUGCUUGUUUCCUUAUAUCUGGCAAUCAGUAUUCAAUGUUGGACUUUUAUUUAUUUACAAUGUUUUUAUUGUUCUCUCUGGUGGUGUUGGAUUGCUCCAGUUCAAGCAAAUGCAACAUGAGGAGCCGGAGUUUACUGUGCACCUGGAGUACAUUCUGUUCAUCAGCUACCCCAUCGUUGGCCAGUUUGUGAUGACAAGUGUGUCCGCUUUGGUGAUGGGCUGGUGGGCCGCCCCAUUCUUCUGCAUUCUUUAUGGAUUCCUGUUUAUCCAGGUGUUUUACCCACCCAGUAAACCCUCAUUUGUGUACCAAAUGUCAGUGCAUAAAGUAGGGCAAGAUACUAUUCAAGAUCGCUACAUUAUAGGCCAGAUGGAGAAGACUCUGUUUCUAUUCAACCUGAUCUCUGUGCCAGGAUCCAUGUUCAUUGUGAUUUAUCUCCUGGAGUUUGUCCACCUUAUAACUUGGGUCAAGCUGUUGCUGUGUGGAGUGUUGCCUGUUUUCCUCUGCACUUGUCUAGACUCUGGUGAAGUCAUGGAUUUUUUAGAAUUUUCGCCCAGAACUGUGACCAAAGGAAGGUGGGCGUCUGGUCUUUCCAGCUUGUUGAUUAUGACCAUCCUGAUGUGGACCACCGGUGUGAUAUCUAUCAAGGCGGUCCCAGUAUUGAUGGGGAGCUGUUUUGUUGGUUUAGCCAUGGGCAUCACAGCAAAUAGUCAUAAACACAGGGUAUACCAUGUUGGCACAUGCGCAGUAAUGGCCGUUAUUCACGUCAUUGGCUUGUGGUCACUAGUCUGGAAUCUUGGCCUUUUAGCUCUGCCACCUUCCCUUGUCCUGUUGCUAACUGGUCUGUCAGCCGCCUCGGGUCUCUCUGUCGCUGCUGUAUACCUGUCAAGCAGGAAUUCGAAACAAGUAUUUGGUUUGGUGCUGCUUAUGCAGUCACUAGGUUUUGUUUUAUGUGAGCAUGCGUUAUUAGAGAAAGCGCUUUACACUGCACACUACGGGCUCAUAUCCGGGGCAAUCAUGCUUUACCUUGUCUACAGACUGUACACUGUGGAUUCUAUUGAAUGGCGGGUUGCGUGGCUCUGCGGUAGCCUACACUGCUCCAAGCUUGCGUCCCUUCUAGCCUCUCUCCUCCCCCCACAAGCACUGAGCCAGUCAUUCCUCGCCCCACCCCUGUGGAAUUCCUCACCAUCUCUUCUCAGCUUUGUAUUUGCCUUGGUGACCUCCAAGAUUCUGGUGUUCACAGAGGAGAAAUCAAUUUCCACGUGGAAGGGUGCCAAGCUGUGUGCUGUGCUCCUACUCUCGGUGGGGUGCGUCUACGACACCCUCGUACUUCCCAUCUGGUUAUAUACAACCCACAGGUGGCCAUCUAUGGCAGAUGCGGCAGGUGCUAUUUUGUUUAUGACGGGUACCCUGUGUCUUAAAAUCUCGCUGAUGCAACUCUCCCACCAUUUGGACGCCAAGAGAGCGAACAUUCUGCUACUGUGUGGGGCAGUGUUAGUGGAAAUUGUCCAGCCAGAGUUCAACCCUGUUAAGAUCUGUUGGGGAGCUGGAGUUUAUUUUACGUCUCUAUUGUUGCCAUACGACUACGGAACAAAGCUGCUCCUUGCAGAGGAUAUGACCAUCCCCUGGCUACUCCUGGUCGCCUUCCUCGUCAGUCUUGCUGUACUGGUAAAACUGGUUAGACUAGAACAGCUGUCUGUGAGAGCCUGGGCCGUAGUGUCCGUGAUGAUUGGUGGUCCGGUUGGUUUGAAAGCCGCAUCUGUGAUUUUGUUUCCGUAUCACCGACCGCAGCUGACCACCUUGUUGUACGCUGGCUCAUCUUCACUGGCCGUGUUUGUUCUCGUCUCCUCCUGGUGUAACCAUGGCAACCAAUCACUCAAGGCCCGCGGGCUUUGCUACAUGGCGCUGAUUGGUUCUCUUGUUUUUUCUCUUCUACUCGAAUCCUCAAUUGAAACAAAACGAAGGAAGGCGCACAUGAGUGAAGAUCGCGACUCGCUUGUCCCGUGGAUCUCUCCAUGCGCCUCUCACCAUGUCGCUAUGCAUCUGGUACUCGCCCUGGCUCUCAAGUCAGAAGGUCCUUUUACUCGGCAGAGCUUGGAGGACAAAAAGGAAAAGCUCCCACCUGUCUCAGCGGCUCUGUGCUCAUCCUUACUCGCCAACAUAUCUGUGCUUGUGACAUGCGCACUAGCGCUGCUCAGCACACCUACGGAUUAUUGGGAAUUAUGGGUCACAAGCUGCGCUGCAGUCUUGACAUCUCUACUUAGACCCGAGGGGGUGGUCCUAAGUGACCUACGCCCUCUCAAGUCAUCCCCAGCUCUCCCUAUCGCUCUCCUCUUACCCGUCUGUUUAUAUAUUGGAACCAUUCGAGCAGCAUGGCCGAGUUCUUCAAGCGCUCUGGCCGUAAUAGGAUUCCUGUGUGAGAUGCUCAUCCUUCACCUCUCGCUCCCUUCACACUACAGCUUGGUGCAUGCGCUGUGGAGACGGGAGAUACCGCUGGUUGCACAACGGGCGGCGGUGUUUACUGCCCCUGCGUGCGUCGCGCUCGUCGUGUACGGCUCUACACUCGCAGGGAGGAUCAUGGGAUUUUUAGGAGUAUGUUCAAUUUAUUAUGUGUUUACGUAUGUCAACUGUCCGGACUUUGAUAACAAUAAAAGUAAAGGAUAGUGUUACUAACAACAA
Molecule: messenger RNA, 3087 nt
Organism: Nematostella vectensis (starlet sea anemone)
Lineage: Eukaryota; Metazoa; Cnidaria; Anthozoa; Actiniaria; Edwardsiidae
Exons: 26
Coding region: 94-3072 (992 amino acids)
Source: RefSeq, a predicted model, not a curated record